Molecule: messenger RNA, 2334 nt
Organism: Orbicella faveolata
Lineage: Eukaryota; Metazoa; Cnidaria; Anthozoa; Scleractinia; Merulinidae
Product: cholesterol 24-hydroxylase-like
Biological process (GO): cholesterol catabolic process
Molecular function (GO): iron ion binding; cholesterol 24-hydroxylase activity; heme binding
Source: RefSeq, a predicted model, not a curated record
UAGUAAUUGUGUUAGAGAGUAAGCCCUACCUUGGACAUGGAUUGGUCUUUUCAGACAUAAAUUUUAAUCUAGAUUAUUCCAAUUAGAAACAGAUAUUUGACUUACUGGGAUAUGAUACCUUUAUACAUUUAGACUGUAAAAGAAUUUGCUAUAGUAUAAUACAUAUUUAAAAUGGGAUAAUCAAAUUAGCUGCAUACAAUGUUCAUGUAAAGUGAGCUUGUUUGGAAUUGAUAGGUUGCCUUUGAUCUGGAUUUGAACUCGACAAAUGAUCCUAACACCCCCAUUCCUACAAAUGCCAGGAUAGCUCUGGAAGGCCUUGUUCAAAGUUUCCGAAAGCCUUUCAUGCGGUUCCAGCCCUCCACCUAUGGUUAUCAAUCUAAAUGCAGAGAGGCUGUACGCUUCCUGAGGGAGGUGGCCCAAGGAGUGAUCGAGAAAAGACAAGAGGAGAGCAAGACAGGGGAGGACCAACAUAAUGAUAUGCUGUCGCGCAUUCUUCUGUUACCUCAGAAGGACAGCCGCACUACCAUGGAGGAUAUGAUAGAUCAUUUCAUCUCAUUUGUCGUUGGCGGUGAGGAAACUGACUCCACCCACUUGACUUACCUUCUCACUGCCAUAACCUCCCAUCCAGAGGUGGAGAAAAGGAUUGUGGCUGAAAUUGACGAAGUUCUUGGCAGCAGGUGCGCAGUGAAAUACGAAGACCUCGCUAAGCUUACAUACCUUGAACAGGCAAGCAAGGAGGCUCUGCGCUUGCAUCCACCACAGCCAGCGGUCACACGCAUGGCAAAUGAAAAUAUCACCCUGGGCGGCUACCACAUUCCCGCCAAAACCAGCAUCAUGGUGAACGUGCACGUGCUACAUCACCAUAUAAAGUACUGGGACGACCCAGAGAAGUUCGACCCAGAUCGCUUUGCACCGUCCAAUCAUGAAGAGGUUGAGCACUACGCGUACAUUCCAUUCUCUCUCGGUCGUCAUACUUGUAUUGGGAUGCACUUCGCUCAGAUUCAGGCCAAAAUGCUGCUGGCUCGACUGUUUCAGACCUUCAAACUGGAGCUACUUCCAGGUCAAGACCUGAAAGAAGUAGAGCACAUGACACUGAGGCCGAAGAAUGGGACGAGGUGUACACUAACGCUCAGAUGAACAAGCGUUUAUCUCAUAACCGGUUAUAACUGCAUGUAAAAACUGGUCAAAACUAUGCCUAAUUGUUUUCAACAGCAACAACAUCUUUUAUGUAGUGGUUUUCAAUUGAGUGUCCUAAAACCAAAACCAAAGUAAUAACGCUGGCCAAUCACUAAGGACACAGACUAUCCAAUGAACUAAUCAAAACUCGAAGUAAUUUUAUGAAGCAUAGCGCGGGAAAACGUGUACGGAACAAUUUACGAUUGGUUUUGGUUUUUCUUCUGAUUGCAUGAAAAAGUGGCGAGAGUUUUUUUUUAAGCGAAUCGUGUAGAUGAUUACCUUUCGACACUCAAAUGAAAACCGCUCUAUACUUGAUAUGGGUGAAAGCAAAGACUUGCAUGCCAAACUAAUUACAAAACAUGUAAUUCGCGGCUUAUCACGCUAACUAGUCAAAAGGACAUUUUUCAGUUUUUAACAACGCAAUAUUACUCACAAGGCGAAAUAAUUUAAUUGCUAAUUUUGUUGAGGUUAUUUAAAAAUCCCACCUUAAAGAGGAAGGGGGAAAAUGAAAUUGUUUCUGGUACUUGUUGAAAGGAAUCAUAUUGCAAUUAUUUACUUUAUAUUAUAUUACUAUUAUAUUUAAUACUAAGUCAAAUUAUCCUCGCAUUUUGAUUGGUUCUUACUUAUGGUCAAUCGGAGGACAGAUGCAUAGAUGACGUCAUUAACACCAAUCUAUCGCCUUGUGUGCCACUUUUUUUGCCGUUAUCACAUUUUGACGUCAUCUGUGAUCAAUUACUGGACGUACGCACGGCAACAUGGAGUCUAUUUAUUAAAGACACUUCAAAUCGAUGUGCAAGUGCGUCAUAUUGAGAAUAACUUUUAUUCUUAAUUAUUCUCGGAUUCAGACCCACAUUGUUGUUGACGUAUUCCAGUAUUUAUCGAGCUAUUUACUGCGUGGUGAAGCUAGAGAACAUGAGCUACCAUGUAAAACAUGGAUCAGUCCUGUUACAAUGCCGAAGAUGUCAGCUAAAGUUUACAAUACUUCCGAUUAUUUGCUUUCAAAGGUUGUCAGAGGAGCUAACGUUAAUAUAUCGAUCUCCACUCAAGUAAAAUGGGGUUCAAAAAUGCCACACUUGCUUUGAAAGGCGCAAAUAAGUUUGCAAAAAGGGCAACUGAUCUUUAUAAAGAUUUUGAAUCAAUAAAAGUGACUCAUUCUGC